This is a messenger RNA of Coregonus clupeaformis (lake whitefish), 4830 nucleotides long. RefSeq names its product zinc finger MYM-type protein 3-like. NCBI's taxonomy places the organism in Eukaryota, Metazoa, Chordata, Actinopteri, Salmoniformes, Salmonidae. The coding region runs from base 86 to 4579 and encodes 1497 amino acids. The record is from RefSeq and is a predicted model, not a curated record. The transcript has 25 exons. Gene Ontology annotation, molecular function: zinc ion binding.
CACACACUAGACCGCAGUUUGAUGGCGCUUGAAUGCAACAUUUUAGCUACAGUAACAUUUCAUAUUUUCAGUGUAGGUGCAGAGUAUGGAACCCUCAGAGCAUCCAGAAACCUCUGGCUCUUUUCAGAUGGCCAAUGAGAAUGUGCAGCUAGACCUGCUAUCCACACAGACUGAUAUGGACCUGUUUUCUGGGCACACCGAUAUGGGCCUGCUGCCUGCUCAGACUGAUGUAGACCUACUGACUGCACAGAGUGAUAUGGACCUGCAGCCUACACAGACUGAUAUGGAGGUGACCUACUCAGGCUCACUGGGAACAGAGAGACAAAGUGGGCAGCAGCAGGCCCUUGAUGAGCUGACAACCUUUCUCACCCAAUCUGAAAGAGAGAGGCAGAAAACUCAGGACAGCCUGAACAUCCUGGGGGACCCAGACUCACUGGAACUGUCCAAAGCCCAGGUGGAGGAGUUUUACAGCCGCACAGUCCUUCCAGAACCAUCGGACCUUCAGGAAUCCUCAGACCUUCCAGAGCCCUCAGACCUUCCAGAAUCCUCAUACCUUCCCGAACCUUCAGGCUUCUCAGAAUCCUCAGUCUAUCCAGAACCCUCAUACCUUCCAGAGCCCUCAGGCCUGCCAGAACCCUCAGACUUCCAAGAGCCCUCAGGCCCAGCUACAGGCCUCAGUCAGGAUGAGUGGGGCGGGCAGGGCCACACAGAAGCCUGGCCAGAAAUGGCCGCUGAGCCAGGGACAAACAGGCUGGAGGUCACAGAGGGAACUCAGACUGUAACUGGGACAACGAUGACAGAGACCGGAGAGGAGCAAAUGGACAUAGUACAUGAAGAUCCCUCUGCACCUUCUCAAGAUGACGUUGAUCCAAAUAUGCCUUCUAUAGUCAGCGUAGAGGGUUCACACUCAGAGGAUGGUCCAGGCAAAGAGGAAGCCUUAUCAUUCUUUGGAUUGGUGCCAAAGGUAGAAGACACAGACACAGGCACAGCAGAGAAAAAGAAUGAGCGAGAACAGCCAGUGGGGGGCAGUAUGUCCCCACUAUCAUCAUGGGCCCAACCAUUGACACCAGGUGAAGCUGAGGAACAACCUGAAACUGAGGUCGCCAUCGAGGAUGCAAAAGUUUCUCAAAGUGGUCAAAAUACUACGGGGAGAAAGAGAGGUCGUCCUCGUCGUGGAGAAGUGAGGAAAAACACACAAUCCAUGUCUGAUGGAGACCAGCUAACAGACAGCGACUCUGACGAUACAGCUGACGAUCCGAGGGACACAGACUUUGACCCUGCACGGUCAGGCCUCCGGCGCUCCACCAGGGCCUCCCAAAGAAGCCACAACACCCUGUCUCCCCGGCUCAUUGCCCCCAAGCCGUCUGGCCCUGCCUCUACCCCUGGGUACACCCAGAGGUCUGGAGGACCCCCUCCACCCCGGCCUCCACCCCCUCGCCAGCCUACCAGGGUCCUCUGUGCCAACUGUAGUGGAAUGCUGCAGAGCGGACAGACAGCCUACCAGCGCAGGGGUCAGCCUCAGCUCUUCUGCAGUUCCACCUGCCUUAACUCCUUUGGCAAGAAAGCCCCCAAGAAAAAGCCCUGUGCUUUCUGUAAAAGGGACAUGGGGAAUAGUAAGGACACCAUGCUUGCACAGGUUGGCCAGUCACAGUCCUUCCAAGAAUUCUGCAACAACACUUGUCUUUCCCUGUAUGAGGCCCGGCUGGAGAAGGGUCCGAAACAGCCCCCCAAACCAAGUGCCCCUGGCCAAAGAUGCAGUGUGUGCAACCACAUGCGUGAGAUCAACCACGAGGUAACCAUGGGCAAUAUGAUUCACCUCAUGUGCAGCGAUGCCUGCUUCAACCGUUUCCGGGCUACUAAGGGCCUGAAGACCAGCUGCUGUGACGCCUGUGGCACCUAUAUCAACACCUUCACCUCCCGGCCCGAGUACCUACUGCAUGAGGGCCAGCAGAGGAGGUUCUGUAACUCCUCCUGUCUCAGACUCUAUAAGAUGAAAAACACUAAGGUGCUCUCGUGCCAGUGGUGUAGGACUCUGUGUAAGAACUUUGACAUGCUGUCUAAAGUGGAUCAGUAUGGCAAGACCAAACACUUCUGUUCUUUGUGCUGUAUCGCUUCACAUAAAGUGAAAACUUCUGUGGACACAGUUCCCAGUGAAGCUUGCAGUUUCUGCAAAAGAAGCCCCUCUGAACCAUACUACUGUAAAGCAAAUGAGACUGUUUACGUCUUCUGUAGCCCUAGCUGUUGGAGCAAAUUUCAGCGCAACAGUCCCAAUGGAGGCAUCUACUUCAGCUGUCUCUCCUGUCAUAACAUGUUCAGUGGGAAACCAGAAAUCUUAGAUUGGCAGGACUCAAUAUAUCAGUUUUGCUGUAAGGAGUGCUGUGAGGACUACAAGCGCCUGAAUGGUGUGGUUUCUGUGUGUGAACACUGCAAGCAAGAGAAACCUCUGCAUGAGAAGAUGAAGUUCUCUGGGGUGGAGAAGUCAUUCUGCAGUGACGGUUGCAUACUACUGUACAAGCAAGACUUUGCUAAACAACUGGGCCUGUGCUGUAUAACCUGUACAUACUGUUCUCAGACCUGCUCACGGGCGGUCACAGAGGAACAGGAUGGAAACACGUGGGACUUCUGCAGCGAAGAUUGUAAAAGCAAAUACUUCCUGUGGUACCUGAAAGAAGCAAAGUGCCAUGCCUGCAAGCGUCAGGGGCAGCUCCUGGAGACCAUCCACUGGAGGGGAGAGAUCAAACACUACUGUGACCAGCCGUGCCUCCUGCGCUUCUACAGCCAACAGAACCAGCCCAACCUAGACACCAAGCAGGGCCCUGAGAGCCUGCUCAACAGUGCUUCAUGUAAAUCCCCAGAGUCUACAACUCCCCCUGCUGCUACAAAGACAAGUGAAGCCACAGGAAGAGGCCUGACGAAGACUGUAGCCAAGCUUGCUCCUCCCGUCACUACAACUAUCUCCCAAAGGAACAAAUCCUCCAUGUGUAAACCCAUGAUGACCACUACCGGUGUCACAUGUAAACCUGAGAUGAAGUCCCAGAGUUGCCAGACAGAUGAUUUCUUGCAGUCCCCACCUGCGGUGUUGCCAGUCCCUGUGCCUGUGUUUGUUCCUGUGCCUUUGAAUAUGUACUGUCAAUACACUCCCAUAACAAUGGCCCUGCCUCUGCCGCUCCCUGUCCCCAUGUUCCUACCUGUCACACUGGAUCACAUCGAUAAGCUUGUGGAAUAUAUAAAAGAGCUGAAACUCCAGAUCCCAUCUGAUCCACUGGAGGCUGACAUUCUGGCCAUGGCAGACAUGAUAGCAGAGGAGAAUAAAGGCAAGGGCUCCUCUGAUCUGUCUGAUCUGGACAGUGAUCAGAAAGCAGGCCCGUUGCUGAGGGACUACAGCUUAUUUGAGUCUUCAUCCCAAGAUGACAUCCUCUCCAUGGCCGUCAAUAUGGAUGAUGUACUGACUGAGCCAGGUCAAGACCCAGGCGAUGAGCUCACCAAAGGCAGGUUAAAGCUUUAUGAUAUGAAAGCUUCCCUGGACCUGAACCCCAAUGUUGAUUUCCUCUUUGACUGUGGGAUGCCACCACAUGCUACUUCACCAGAGCAGAGCUCCAACGUCGCUGUUCAGAAGGGGCCCAAGCGUCAGGCCAUGCCAGAGAUGACUUUACAUGAUCCCCUGGACAGUCAACCUCUUGGUGCUGGCUUGAACAGCUCUAUUGGGGUCGAUGCCUGGAGGUCAUGGUCCCAAAGCAAGCACUCAGAUGCUGAUGAUAGAAAACAGAAACCAUUAGACCUUCUGUUAUGUAGUCCUGAGGAACUGAAUCAUGGCCUGUCACAGUUUGUCCAAGACAUUGUUCAUCCCAGAGGCCCGUGCUACAAGCCUGACAGCGUAUUUUACCUAUGUCUGGGGAUUCAACAGUAUCUCCUCGAAAACAACCGGAUGGUGAAUAUAUUCACAGACCAGUUAUAUGUUACCUUCGCUCAGGAGCUGAAUAAGAUUGUCAGCAAAUGGCUGCCUUCUAUGUCAGCUAAUGGUGAUCUCGUGUCUCGUGUCCUGGAGGAGCACCUGUGGGAGUGUAAACAGCUGGGUGUGUACUCACCCUUCGUCCUGCUCAACACCCUCAUGUUCUUCAACACCAAGUACUUUGGCCUGACUACCGUGGAGCAGCACCUCCAGCUCUCCUUCUCUACAGUUACGCGCCAGGCCAAGCGGAGAUCUACACCACAUGGCAUGGUCAAGUCAUCUAGUGUCUGCUACCGCCCCAAAUCACAUCACAAGAGAACCAGCAAAGAGGUCGGCUUGGGAAAGAGGAAACGGGAUGAGUCUUCUGAGCUGGAGCAACAAGAGAACCGGAUGAACCCUCUCAGAUGCCCUGUCAAAUUCUUUGAGUUCUACCUCUCCAAAUGCUCUGAUGGUGUGCGGAGCAGCUGCAGUGCGUUCUACCUGCAGCCGGAGGGCACAUGUAUGGCCGAGAGUUCUCGCUGGUACUCUGACGUCCCCAUGGACAAGGGCAGGCUGGGAAUUAUGCUCAACAGGAUCCUGGCUGUCAAGGACGUCUAUGAAGAGCACCCGGCACAGGGAGAUAUGGACUGACAGCCGCACUGAUAGAUUGCACAACAAGUUUAUAUAGUGUACAUUGCUUACAUGGAAGCCGUUAGCACAAGGGAUGACGAGCAUGACUGCAAUGCAUUUUUGUUCCAUGUUUUUUCUAUGUCACCCCUACACAAAUAGUUCAGUGAGCAUUUCCCCCAUAGAAUUACCAUUAUACAUUGAGUGCACAAAACAUUAGGAACACAUUCCUAAUAUUGAGUUGCACCCCCCUCCCCCCACCUUUGCCCUCAGAA